Messenger RNA from Bombina bombina (fire-bellied toad), 1916 nucleotides. Its product is annotated as histone-arginine methyltransferase CARM1. The record is from RefSeq and is a predicted model, not a curated record. Lineage: Eukaryota; Metazoa; Chordata; Amphibia; Anura; Bombinatoridae.
CCAAUACCGGAAUAGUUAACCAUACCCACUCCAGGAUGGGAUCUAUUAUGAGUACGGGAAUUGUCCCAGGAUCAGCUGGGGGACAAGCUGGCUCAAACACAGCCACCCACUAUCCAGUUAACCAGUUUACUAUGGGGGGCCCGGCUAUUUCUAUGGCAUCUCCUAUGUCUAUUACCACCAACACAAUGCAUUAUGGGAGUUAAAAUUAGCCUAUUUCUCCCACCAAUGCCCAGCACUCCUCCUACCUCCCUCCUCCGUGUCCUAUCUUCAUACUGACAUCAACAGGAUACCAAAUGACGCAGAGUGGUCUCUGCCCCUUCAUCUCUUCCAUCCUCCCUUUGAAGUCUCUGCAGUAUCGUGCUUUAGAUAUCUGCACCUUUUUUUAUCAUCUUUUCCUUCCUACUUGGUACUUCUUCUUUUCUUUACUCCUUCAACCACACUUUUUACCUCUUCUCAUGUAUUUCCUAUUCUCUCUCCUUGCUCCUUUUAUCCACAUAUUUCUUGCCUCAUUUGUACCACAACUUAAAGCAAAUGUUUGCUUUCUGAAACGGACUUGUACAAUUUUUUUUUUUUAAUGAAAUGAAAUACUAAAACCUCACCGAGCGUCCAAAAAAAGGAUCAAAAGGGGAAGUGAGGGGGGAAAGAACGUUGAUUCACCGUAUGUUACUGAAGAAGCAAAAUUAUAUAUUGCUUUACAAAUCUGUUUAGCACAUUCAAAACUAUAGUCUUAUUGGCAUUGCUGUGAAUUGGAUUAUGGCUAUAUUAUGUAAUAUGCAGAUUGGGAUAUGGGGUUGAGGUAUCCUAUGUUGUGUUGCACUGCAUACAUAUGGCUGGCUGUGUCUUUUCUAAAUCAUGAGGCCCUUAUUUGAUCACUUCUGCGCUGAAUAUUUUAACUAAUUAAUUGGGCCUUUUUAGAGAUGUUGUCUCAGUAAUAUCUUCAAAAGCCUUCCAGCAAAAUAAGAGAAGAUGUUGGACAUUUGAGCUGUAAAACUCAAAUGUAAAAUCUUUCCUAUGAUAGGAUUUUCUUUUCUGUCUGGGUACAUGAAAUUAACCUUUUUAACCUUCCAGCAAACUAAAGAAGGGAUUUGAAGUGAAAGUGCUUCAUGGAUUCAAUUAUGUGAAUAUUAGCUCAUUUAGAAUGAAAAAAAAAUGGACGUUUGUCAGUAUUUAAGUAUAGGGGUUGCUGUUUUAAUUCUAGAUCAUGUAGAUGGCCCUUUUCUCUAAGGGAUUUUGCCAUGGUAGUUUAAGGAGUUCCACACCUAUCUUGAGAGCUUUCUCAUGGAAUUAAGCAGGUGGAAGAUAGUCCCAUUACAUAUCAUUGCAAUAACUGCACUUUUGAGGGUGGUGAAGGGUAAUAUUAGAAAAUGCCCUAGGCAAAUGUGAAAUUUAAUGCUUUUCACCCCGCUUGCUUCUGUUGGGAAUUCUUAGACAUUCUCUGGACAUAUCACAGAUUCCGUUAAUAUUACCGGGGCUCCCCCUCUAAAACCACCUUCCUACCUCCAGGUUUCUUAAUUUGCUUUAAAAUGUUUAAAAAUGCUAUGAAUUAAUCCAGAUUGACCCAGUUGUCCGUCCCUAGUUAUUUUUUUUUUUUUUUUUAAGUCUCUGUAGAUUCCUCUAGUAUUAUGGCCAUGUGCUUGUAAAUUAGCUUCACCUUUAGAUAACCCCGAUAGUACCCCCCUCCCCCAACAUUUUUGUUGUCUUUUUACUAAGGGAUUAAAAUUGCUCUUCACAAGAUACCUUUUUUAUUAUCCCACAAUUUUUUUUUGUAUGUGCUCAUUGUUAUAUAGCAGCCUGUAGGUCUAGGAAUAAUUUUCAGAGGUAAUUUACAGGGCGAGUAAGAAACCAUUGCUUACACAGCUGCUGUUCUCCAUUCUGCCUGUAGUGUUCAAUAAAGUUGGGAGGGAUUUUUUUUGGAA